AUGAUCAUAGAAAUAGUAGAAACCCGAGCUGCAGAAAGGUUAGUCUUCAAUUGUAUUUUCAUCGGUGGACACAGAUAUAUAUACCGCUCCCGAGUGGUACUGACUUUCGAUCAUGCGUUCUCGCCCUCAUAUGACAUGGCUCUCGUCGAUGAACUUCGGCAGAUUUGCUCAUGGCAGGUGCGUAUGUUGAUGUAUCGCGGGCUGUGAAUUAGUUUGCAACACUCCAUUCCCUCAACACAAACACAGAUAGGGUCAUCGGGCAGCGUCCUGCGCCAUGUCGUGUGCUGCGUUCCCUUUGUGAGAUUCCAGUCUGAUCCAGUCAUGCUUCUUCACGAAUAGCACCCGGGAACCAACAGUCAGUAUUUCGGAAUGAUGAAUAACGAUUAACAACCGGCUCACUCUUGCGCUUUCUUUUU
Molecule: messenger RNA, 416 nt
Organism: Periconia digitata
Lineage: Eukaryota; Fungi; Ascomycota; Dothideomycetes; Pleosporales; Periconiaceae
Source: the annotation of a GenBank genome assembly